CACUCACCCCAUAAACAUACCCCUAACUAUCUCUCUCUACAACAAACAAACAAACCAAAUGGGAAACUAUGUUUCAGCUUGUAGCAAUAUUGGGAUCACUCCUAAAAUGAGAUCAAACAAAGCAGCAAGAGUUAUUCUCCCAACCGGCGAAAUUCGGCAGUUUCAAGACUCCGUUAAGGCGGCCGAGAUCAUGCUAGAGUGCCCGAACUUCUUCGUUGUGAACUCGAGGUCGUUAAACAUCAACAGGCGGUUUUCUCCCCUCUCCGCGGAUGAAGAUUUGGAGCCGGGAAGUGUUUACAUUAUGUUUCCGAUGAGACGAGUGAAUUCAAUGGUUACGCCGGGUGAUAUGGCGGUUUUUUGGUUGUCGGCUAAUAGUGCGCCGAAGCGGAUUUCCGGGAGGAUAUCGCCCGAGUCGGCAUUGGGUGGUGAGGAGAUGGUGGUGACGCGGAAUGAGGUUGAGCAGCCGCGGUUGGUGGUGGAUGCGCCGGAGUUUGCUCACCGGUUAAUGGUGUCCAGAUCAAAAAAGCCUGUUCUGGACACCAUUAACGAAGAGCCGAUGCGGCGACUCAUCAAAGGGUAGAAUAGUCAUUUUGUAGAUAGACUCACAUUUUAGAAGCGUCGAUUUAUGAAUUAAUUAAAUAAAUAUUUUUAGCUAGGUAUAUUUAGUUAUUUAUACAAUAGUUGUUAUUGAUCGAGUAAAAUUAGUCCAGAUCAAGACGAAGUCAUUUCAGUGGGUGAAGAAUCGGUCGAGUAGAAUUGGUCUUUUGAUAUUGUUGAUGUAUCAACUUAGCGGUUUCGUUUUCCUGUUAAUGUUUGUUUCUACUCUUCUA
Messenger RNA from Helianthus annuus (common sunflower), 830 nucleotides. RefSeq lists its product as uncharacterized. Lineage: Eukaryota; Viridiplantae; Streptophyta; Magnoliopsida; Asterales; Asteraceae. The transcript has a single exon. The record is from RefSeq and is a predicted model, not a curated record. Bases 59 to 580 code for a protein of 173 amino acids.